AUUGUAUGAUUGUAUGACACUAGCACUGGAAUCUAAUCUAACCUGACUUGACUUAAUAAAAAUACCCAGUUUAGACUUAAUAAAAAAAUCUAAAAAAAGAUUAUUCGUUUGCAUUAGUGAAACAUAUAUUAAUCGGGCUAAUAAUUUUAGAAAAAAUUUCUUAACAUGGCCAGUAGCAGAUUGGAAAGAAUUGGUACAAUAUUUACCAGAGUUGAAGGUCUUCUUAGCCGAGGAGCAAUGAAACCUGAUGACAGACCCUUGUGGUUUGAUGUAUACAAAGCUUUCCCUCCAAUCACCGAACCUAAAUAUGCACGUCCUAAUCUUGUAGUCAAAGAAAUACGACCAAUCUUAUACAAGGAAGACGUUUUAAGAGCAAAAUUCCAUUCAAACGGUUACGGUUUAGCACCAGUAAGCCUAUUAAAUCAAAGUAAUGAAACUCAAACAAAACGUCUUGUACAGCAAUACGAUGAAUUAAAAGCAGAAGGCAUUCCUGAAGAUGAAAUCAUUGAGAAAGCCGCACAAGCAGUAGCCGUCGAACGCCACAGCUAUGCUGCACAAAAAUUGAAUGUUACACCUAAAAAUCCUGAUUCCGUUACAGCCCAAGUAUUGGCUGAAGCUGAUAUAAAAAAUAUUUUCAACAACAAAUAAGGUGCUGCUUUAUAGAAUCAAUACACAACCGAAACUGUGGUGCUUUAUUACUGUAGUUACAUUAUAAGAAGCUUUAGUAAAAUAAAUGUUUAGUCAUUUUAAAUAGUUCACUUUGUGCUUUUAUUUGAUUACGUCGGCAUAACAAGCAAAUGAAUUUAUAAUGGGUAAACGUUUUCGUUGUUUUAAUAAAUUGUUAUACCACCGAAACCACCGUAAAGCAUACACAUGCCUUUUAUUCGGAAUGGCAGGGACACCGAAUUGCCUUGAUCACAUAAACAGGAUAUUAUUAUGGCCUGUUAAUGCCGGGUAUAGUAACCGGCAAACAUCGUGAGCAAAUGACCUUAACUGCGCAGAACCGAAUUUUAGAUCACUUUGGUGGUGAGGGUGAGGCGCGACGGCAGGGGAAAUCGUAUCGAGCGCGUUAUUGGUAGAUCAGUCGAACCCUGCGUCCCGCACCGCGCCUUCGUUCCGCUUGCUCCCAAAAGUACGCUUGCGUACAGUGAAAAGUCUAUCGUUAUUAAUCGUUAAGUUAUUUUUUUUUUUUUUUUUUUUAUUUAUUUAUUACACUUCAUGUAAAAUUUACAUUGGCGGACUUAAUGCCUAAGGCAUUCUCUACCAGUCAACCAAAGGUAGUGCAGAGUAAAUAGUGGUAGGUGCAAUGAAAUUUAUAUUAGGUAACGAAUACAUACAAAAAAAGUAUAUCUACAUAUAUACAAAAUCACAUAUACAUAUACAUACACACAUACAUACAUACAUACAUACAUAUAUACACACAUACAUACAUAUAAUAGUUUAUACAGUAUUAAAAGGAAUAUAUUAAUAAAUUUCCUUAACAAAUAACUUCAUCAAGUUCAUGACGAUUCCGCUAACUUUUCCAACAGCAUUCGCCGAACCCUUAACUUGAACGUGCAGCGGUUAGUAAUAGUCCUGAUCUCGAGAGGAAGCGCAUUCCAUAGCAGAACAGAUUGCACGACGAAAGAGUUACGAACAUAACUAGAACUAUGUGUGGGACAACGAAUUAAUAGGCUAUUGAGAGAACGUAGGGCCCGCUCAUGGCUGGAGUGAAGAUAUUGAAAAUAGGAAGUUAGAUAGGAAGGAGGUUCGGGAGACAUAAGUAAGGAAUGAAGAGUCGUCAGUGCACGUAAAUUACGACGCUGGCGAAUCGGUAGAAGUUUGAGCUGAGCCCGAUAGGAAGAUAUAUGAUCAUAUUUACGAAGAUUAAAAAUAAAUCGAAUGCAGUUAUUAAGAAGACGAUCAAGUUUAUUAAGAAGGUCUGCAUUCAGGUCAAAAUAACACACAUCACCAUAAUCAAUUAUAGGGAAGAUCAAGGCUUGUACUAGCAUAGUCUUGGUCGCUGAUGGUAAGAAAUUCUUGAGGCGAUACAGAGCACGAAGAAUUCCAGAGGUUCUUUGUCCAACGUAAGAUACUUGAGCUUUCCAGUCGAGUGUGGAGUCUAUGUAAAGGCCUAGGUUCUUAACCACGGAACUUAGGGGAAUUGCUGUACCAUUAUAGAAUAUAGGUGGGAGUGACAUAGUAGUUAAGCGUUGGAUCAUACGAGGACUGCCCACAAUAAUGGCUUGGCAUUUCGUUGGAUUCACAGUUAAGCCAAACUUAGUUGACCAACUGCAUAUGUAGUCCAGAUCCUUAUUUAGCUGGUUUAUUGCCUGAGAAAUAGACUCCACAGUCGUCUGUCUAUAAAGCUGCAAGUCAUCAGCAUACAGAUGAUACGCACACUGAAGAUUAUGUGUUAAGAAUAGAAAAUAGAAUAAAAUAUAAAAAUAGAAAAUAAUAAUGGAGACAAAAUACCGCCCUGGGGCACGCCAGAGUUGACACUACACCAACUUGAAGAGGUGUCAUCAAUACGAGUACACUGCUGGCGUCCCCGAAGAUAUGAUGAAAACCAUUCCAGUGCUGUAGGAGAGAUCAUAAUAUAGGACAAAAUAGAUAGGAGGAUAUCGUGAUUGACGGCAUUGAACGCAUUUGAAAAAUCAAUUAGUACCAGUACUGUGACUUUAGUGUCUUGCAUACCUGUCCUAAUGUCGCCAACCACUUUAAGGAGAGCGGAAACGGUGGAGUGACCUGGUCGGAAGCCAGACUGGUAAGGGCUCAAUAGGUUGUUCCGGAAAAUAAACUGCGACAAUUGUUUGUGUACGCAGGCCUCGAUCACCUUGGAUAGAAAGGGAAGAAUAGAUAUGGGCCUGAAGUGAUUUGGAAGGGAAGGGUUAGGAAUUUUAGGUAAAGGAAGAACAUAAGCCUUACGCCACAAUGAAGGAAAAGAGCCUGAUGAUAGGGAAAAAUUUGUGAUGUGCCAUAUAGCUGGCAGAAGAUGAUCCAGGAUUGUGACGAUCAUACGGCGACUUAUAUUGUCACAACCCACGGCGUUCGAUUUUAUGGACAGGAUAAUAUUUUUGAUCUCAUCCACAGCAACCGAAGAAAAUUCAAAGGAGUCAACAUUAAGUCGAGACAAACCAUUCAGGUAGUUCAAGGUGCGACAUUUCGUUUGAUUAUUUAGUGGUGUAGCAGAGGAGAAAUGAAAGUUGAUGUCAUUCAAACUUAUCGUCGCCUGAAAAUCAGAGUGACGCUGUCUGCCAAUACCCAGAGUUCCAAGGAAUUUCCAAAUAUCGGCAGGCGAAGCGGAAUUUAUGUUUUCUAGAAUGUGGCGUCGUUUAGCGUUACGUAUCAUCUGAUUGCACCGGUUCCUCGACACUUUAAAUUUAGUCCAGUUAUCAUUACAGCGAUUCCUCCUAAAUUUUCGAAAAGCCCGAUCCCGGCGCCUCAUAGCCAUCCGAAUACCUUCAGUCAUCCAAGGAGCUGGUGGGCGUUUCAGUUUAAUUUUUCUGAUAGGCGCAUGAGUGUUGUAAAGCCUAAGGACAACCUCAUUGAAUAUGUGAACCUUUUCAUCUACCGAGGGUGAAGAUAUUAGUUGGUCCCAGUCCACUUUAGAAGCGUCUUUGUAUAGAUUUUCCUUAUUCAUACGACCAAAACUACGCAUGGACAAAAUCCUGGGCUGUGGUUUAGGAGGUUUAAUCGUAUAGGAUAAAAAGAUGAGGUCGUGAUGGGAAAAACCAGGAGCAGGAUAUUGACCGUGAGUGGGUACAGAGGUAGGAGUGGAGGUCAGCAUUAGGUCUAGCCAAGUAUCAUCGCCAUUAAUGUUGUGGUGAGUAGCCUGUAGAGGCAAGACAUGAAGACCAGUAGACCUAAUGAUUUCCUGAAGUUUACGGGAACGAGAGGAUAAAGGAGCUAUGAAGUUGGUGUUGAAAUCACCCAUGAUAAUGUGAUGUGAAUAAUCUGACCCUAAAGAUUCCAGAAUCGGCUCGAGACUGGAGAAGUAGUCGACGUUGGGGGGACAGUAUACGACACCGAGAACAAUUUUUGCUCCCUUCAUAGAAAUUUCAAGAAAGAUAUAUUCCACAGGUGUAGAAGAAUCAGCAGACGAGCAAGCUAUUGUUUUAUAAGAAAUGUUACUGCGGAGAUAUAUAGCAACGCCGCCUCCUCGGGCAUCGAUACGAUCAUUCCGUAUUAAAGUAAAGCCAUCGAGAGGGUAGAUAGCAGAAGGUAAAUGAGGCUUAAGCCAACUCUCAGAAAUCAAGACAGCAUGAACGUUAGUGUUAGUGAAAGUAAUGAAUAAGUCAUUGUAGUGACUUGGUAUACUUUGAGCAUUAAUGUGACAUACAUUUAAAAGGCAAUCAGAUGAUUUAUCAAACGUCUGCCGUAUACAGUCUCCAAGGGAAUCGGGAAGUGAACAAUAACUAUCGUUAUCAGAUGACAGCAUAGAAUCAUUAGCAGAAAGAAACGAAUCAUCAAUACAUUCCAUUGUAUACAAAUUAAAUAUAACAGGAUAAUAUAACUAUAACUAUACUAUUAUAAUAAAAUAAAUAAAUAAAUAUAUAAAAUAAACUAAAAUAAAUAUAACUAUACUACCAUAAAAUAAAAAUAAGGAUUAAGUUUAAAAGUAAUGCACGCGCAAUGUCUCUGCACCACCCGCCAGCUGAUAUACACAGGAUGAUGAUACAAAACAAAAAAAAUAAUUACAAUACCUUAUAAAACAGAAAAAGAAAAUAAAGAAUAUUAAUAACGAAAAACAUAAUAAAGGCCAUAAUUUACAAUAAAAAAAAAAAACAAUUAAUUAGAAUAAUGAAGAACAAAUCUCCACAACAAUAUUCUGAUUAAAACUUCAAAAAAGUAAACUACAAGGCAAAUUUUAUCUGUGAACGCAGUCAAUUAAAACAGUCUGUCAAGUGUCAAAUUUACAGAAUUAAUUAUUAUAACAAGACUACCCACAAACACAUUAACAUUUGCCAAUGACAAUAUUAUACUCCGUGAUGCCACUAAUCUACCCACGAAACAUAUCAACAUCAACAUCAACAAUACGUGAAUAAAAGUAAAAGUGAAAAAUAAUAAAUCCAAUGAUAAACAUUUAAAUCAUCAAAUCAUAAAUUGCGAAAUGAAAAUAAUGGUAUACAUACGUUGUGAAGUCAUAAGACUAAAUAUAUUAGUGAAAGUCGAAUAAUCUUAAGUAAUUAAAGUGAAAAAAAAAAACAAAAACACAAACACAGGCCACUAGGUCUUCCGCAAUUUCGAGUUCACAGUGAUAGCCGGUGCCGCCUUAGAGACGCUGCCCUUUGCUGAUGUUGGCUUACCAUCCACAAUAGGAUAUUUAACUGCGAGGUCGCUAAACUCAUCCAUAGUGGUCAAUCUGUGACGAUUUCCAUCCGCAGCCUUGAUAAUAAUGACCCCGUCUUGCGUCCAACAUUGACGCACACCAAAAUACUGACGGCUCUUGCCGAACACCGCCUGUCGAGAUUUUGUAAGGAAUUCCUUGAUGGACACAGGAGAACCUUUAAGUUUGGACUUCGUCCUCCAAAUCGACAUCCGUGUAUCUAAGCAUUUCAAUCUGACCAGGAUUGGGCGGUGAUGAUCCUUAUUAGUAGCUCCUAUACGGUGACACACAUUGAAGUCAGCAGCAGAGGUGUUCAGAAGCAUUUUUUUAUGCAAAAUAUCCAAGAUGGCAGCGGUGCAGUCUUCGUUUUGAACUUCAGGGACUCCCAGAAAGAUGAGGUUUUUUCGACGAUGUCUGGUCUCGAUCGCAUCAACCAGUCGAGUGCACUCACCAAUCUGCUGUCGAAGAAGUUUCAACAUAGAGAAUAUAAGUUCCCGGAAUGUUCGGAAUUCCUCCGCAACCUUGGAGACUGUAUCCUUCGCAGGCCCUCCAGCAUGAAGCUGUGCCUCAAGAUCGGCCAUUCUUUUCGUGAAGCACUCUUCCAAGUUUCUUUGAGCAACCUCAAUCGCAGAUAAUUGCGACAUAGUUAUGUUUCUGUUUCAAGGGGUGCUGGCAGGUGGUAUUUUUAUUGGCUUAAAUCAUACUUAACGACACACAAAAGGAUCACAAAAUCUUUAUAAUGUAAAUAAAAUGAAUUAAUUUUAAUUUUCAAACUUAAAGCACUUGUUUCACUUUUGACACCUACUACCUAAUUUGUUAUAAUUGCUUGUUGACUUUGUUGCCAUUGCUAUUUGUUGAGUGUUUGUUGAUUUUUUUAUAAAAAAUACACUAUGCCGCGACAAACUGGUGUAGUAUUCAAAAGAAAGGGUAGAAAAAUUGUGUACGACGUAUAUUGCUUCAUUAUAAAACAGGGGAAGAAUAAUAUUAUGGAAAAAGUAAAACAGACUUCGGAAGCAACAAAAACAUCAGUGAGUACUGUUAGGUGCAUUAUUAACGAAGCUAAAGGCUCUGGCUUGCUCGUCGUGCUUGGGACUCCGGGUAAGAAAAGAUCAGGGAAGAAGAAAGUUACCGGAAUGGAUAGUUUCGUUCAAUCUGUAAUAAAAAGAUGUAAUCAUAAUAACUACAUAACAAGCAGCGAAACUCCGUACCGUAGAAAGGCUUCGAAAAUUUUAAAGAAGAUAUACAUUUUAAUGGCUCGGAAUGAAGCUUACGACGAAUUAUGAAAGAGCUAGGCUUCAGAUGGAAAAAAAAAAACAGAAAAUAAUCGGAAGCUGGUAAUUGAAAAAAGUAACAUUCGAUUACUACGAAUCGAAUAUCUUCAAAAAAUAAUUAAUUAUAGACAAAAAAUAAGAUCGAACCGACCGAGUCGUAAACUACACCGAUGAGCCCUAUGUCGACUUAUCACGAUGAUGGCGACUCGGGUGAUGAAAACAGUGAUGAUGAUAAUAGUCAAGAUUAUGAUAACGAAAAAAAAAUUACAAAUACCAGCUUCGCUUCAACUGAACGAAGACCUGGCAACAGCUCUAGUUUUGACUUAAUAGAAGGAAUAUCUAUUUUACCCCAAGAUUAAAUUAUUACAAUUAUUAACCUAUAUUUUUUGUUGAUGUUCUAAUAAAUAUAUAAAUAAAUACAUAUGUUGAUUUUAAUAAUUUAAUUGCAUUAUGACGCAGAGUAAAUAAUGUUUUUGCACGUGAGUGUACCAUGCGCAAACUUACCCCCACUACGUCAACAAAUACUCAAGAAGUUUGCCGGCUAUUAUAAAUAUGUAACCGGUACUGAAAGGCUUGAUGUCGCCGCCAUCUCACAAAUUAUCAACUGUAUUACUAGAUAUACUUUAAUGUAUUUUGGCUCCAGUCACCGUAAGCAUUUCGGGCCUCUUUGAUGUUGGUUUGUAGAACGACAAUAGGGUCUAUGAACACAAAGGUAACCGUUGGCCACAUUGACAUUUUGACAAAGAGCGAUCGGAUGAAAGCUACGCUCCUCGACCCGGCAUACACUACCGAUACACACCUGGGCAACCCGAGGGUAUGAGUUAUGGCGCCAUUAACUAGAUUGCCUAGAGGCAGAGCUGGGCAGUUUAUUGUGAGAGUUGCUGAUCAUAUCACCGGCGACUGUUGAUCUGGCGUUCCGUGGUGCGGUUAAGCAAUUUACGUGAGCUAUCACAAUUGUAUCUCUGUAUAUGAAUCGGAUGCUCAGGUAGAAAAGCGACACAAGGAUUAUUUAAUAGGUUCAACCAUACCACAGCCCCAACAUGUAGCGGAUGAUCCAUCUAUAUAUUCUAAUUCGUUUUAGUGGUAAGCAGCGGCUUGACUGUUUCACCAUCAGAAUAUCUAUCUGGUGGACUGCGUGUUCAUCUGCAUACAUGGGUAAAAAAAAUACGCAACCAAAAAGGCGCGUCCUGUCUACCCAUUUAAACAAAAGUAUUCGGAGAACUCGAUAUAGAGACCAUCGAUUUAAUGAAGUCAGAUUUAAGUUUAUUUAGUCAUAAUAAUUGUGAUCUGUCGAGCGAUCUCUUAUUAGCCUUGUUCAAUUUGUACUAACGUAAGGGGCUCAGUAAAGAGGCACUUGUUAUUUGUUUCUUUAUCAGUUUAUUUUUAUAGAUGGGAAAAUGAGUUCACGGCUCAACUAGUGAUAAUUAGUUCUCGACACCCAUAGAUAUCAAUCAAAUGAAUCCAUCCUGUAAUAUAAAGAAGAAGUCUCAAUUAUAAGUUAUAUGACGGCAUACCGACUAUAGACUAGACCUACCUUUCAAACCCGAACGCAUUACUGCUUCGGUAAAAAUAAGUAGGGCGGUGGAACCUACCCGAACGGGACACGAGACACCUUACUACCAGUUGCUACGCAAACUGAAUUUUUUGUUGGGUUGUUUUUUAUUGCACAAUAUUAUUCCUUCAUCGUUGUAGUCGUUCUUGAACACGUGCUAUGUAUUUCCUUAGAUAAAUUAACAUUUGCCUGUGGGAUUUGAACACCGGUAUGGUGGUAUCGUUUGAUACGAAUAAGUUAAUCGGGCGGCUAUGACGAAUUCUUUACGUAUUGUUCACUUUUGAUUUUCUUUGCUAUUUUAGUAAGUAUACCUAGGUCUAAAUCUAACAGUAUGGACAAGUAAAAGUUUUUUGGAUUCAUGUAUCAAAUACGAUCAUUUUAAAGGUUUUAUUAUAUUUAUUUUAUCACUGUAGUAUUCUAUCAAUGAAUAUACAGAAUAAUUGAGUCACACAGGAUUUCAGAAAGCUUCGUUUUAUCUCACAAAUGUGAGUAACCAAGUUAUCUUAUCUAAAGAGAUAAUAGCUCAACGCUAAAAAUGUACAUGUUUUUCUGUAUUAGUUUAUCAUAGGUGUUGUUAGUGAUUGUGUUUCUCUAUUGAGUAUUUGUGAAAGAAAAAAAAUCAAUAAAAUGGCACAGAAGAAAUCUGUUUUGUUUUACUUCGCUGUGAUUUUAGUUAUUUUGAGUACACUUACACAAGAGGUAGAAGCCAGAAGAAAAAUUCUUAGAGGAAGACGUGUUAUGACCCGCACUUACUACCGUGGCAAUGCGGUUCCCGCGUGGGCAAUUAGCUUGAUGGCUGGAAUUGGAAUGUUGAUCAUCGGUGGCGUCUUAUAUGUAGUUAUGAGGAAACUCGUUCUAUCUUCGGAAACGGGUUCACUGAAUACUUACCAACCUGCUAUGCAGCAAGAAGUAUAAAACUACAGUUUUUUUUUUUAUAAUGUACCUACGUUAAAACGAUUCGAAUUUGAAACUUUUUAAUAAAAACACAUGAUUCGAGAUAAAUUUAUUUAUUCAUAGCAGUUACAAACGCGCAAUAUACUUUUUAGUUAAUACUUAACAUGUCAGUUGUAGUGAAUUGGUGACGAAAAGCAUGAUGCUCCAAUUCACAUGCAUUUUGAUAGAUUUAAUCUCUGUCGUUUGUUGAAUGUGCUACUAGCAUGUGUCAUGUAUAGGUCUUGUGAAAAAAAAAAAACUUUUAUUUUCAACAAAACGUGACAUUUUCAAUUUAUAGAACUUGUAAAAUUAAUUAUCAGUCGUAAUUGAGUAGAUCACAAUUAAAUCUGUUCAUUUGGUAGUUAAGAACUCACUUUUACAAUGAAUCGUUACAAGCAUUUAUUUUUAAAUUUAAUUUGUUCUUAUAUGUUUUUAAUGUAAACUAAUGAAAAUUAAACUUCUUUCAAAAACAA
Bombyx mori (domestic silkworm) is the source of this 9537-nucleotide messenger RNA. RefSeq names its product mitochondrial ribosomal protein-like (gene mRpS23). Gene Ontology annotation, molecular function: structural constituent of ribosome. Gene Ontology annotation, biological process: translation. Gene Ontology annotation, cellular component: ribosome; mitochondrion. Lineage: Eukaryota; Metazoa; Arthropoda; Insecta; Lepidoptera; Bombycidae. Bases 166 to 648 code for a protein of 160 amino acids. The record is from RefSeq and is a predicted model, not a curated record. The transcript has 5 exons.